Messenger RNA from Suillus subalutaceus, 843 nucleotides. Its product is annotated as NAD(P)-binding protein. The coding region runs from base 1 to 843 and encodes 280 amino acids. The record is from RefSeq and is a predicted model, not a curated record. NCBI's taxonomy places the organism in Eukaryota, Fungi, Basidiomycota, Agaricomycetes, Boletales, Suillaceae. The transcript is spliced from 4 exons.
AUGAAGAUUGCUAUCACCGGAUGCAACGGGGGCGUAGGGAGACGUGUUGUGCUUUGGGUGCUGAAGGAAGGUCACACUGUAGUUGGCGUAGACUGUGUCAUUGCACAAGAUACCGACUUCUACGACAAUCCUGCCUUCUCUUUCCAUCCAGUGGACCUGAAGGAUUUUGAUACGACUUUGAAGGUUUUCGAGGGUUGUGAUGCAAUCAUCCAGUUGGCAGCUUUUGCACAACCGAUGGACUACAAGACCAAGGUGCAUAACGACAAUGUCGUAAUCACCUGGAAUGUCCUGCGUGCAGCGGCUGAGUUGGGAAUAAACCGUGUCGCACUGGCGUCCUCAGUCAAUGUCUUGCGUGGGGUGUACAGCACAGAGCCCAUCUUUCACUACUUUCCGAUAGAUGAGAAUCACCCAUGCGAACCUGACGAACCUUAUGGGCUUUCCAAAUUAAUUGCUGAGAUGCAAGCAAAUACUAUCGUCCGAAGAUACCCAUCCAUGCGAGUUGCAAGCAUUCGCAUCCACUGGGUUCGCCCUACGCGCGCACGUGCCUACAGACAGGAUCACUUCCGCGUCCGAGGUGACCUCUGGGGCUACGUCCAAAUGGACUCAGCAGCAGACGCCUUCCUGCGUGCAGUGACUGUGGAGAUGGACCAGUGGACAGGGCAUGAGACAUUUUUUAUUGCUGCGCCUCGGCUGGCCGCCGAUGAGGACUGGCUGGAACUGAAGGAGAAGUACUUCCCAGAUGUGCCGGUAAAACCUGGCUGGGUCGAGAGUGGCACGAAAGGUUUCUUCGACUGUAGUAAAGCUGAGCGCUUGCUUGGCUGGGUCCACACAGACUAUGCGUAA